AUGGAUAUUGGUGAACUGUUGGCGUUUAAGCCCGAGCAGACGCCAAAGCGACCACAUGAGGACGACGAUGAUUUCGCAGUGCCAGAGCCGGCGCCUAGCGAUAUUGGAAAACGGGGCGGCGGCGGCGAUGAAAAGGCUAAGCGAAUGCGUCGCAUUGCGGACGCCAAGGAAACAGCUAACUACAAAAAAUCACAGGAGGGCAAUGCGGGUUCAGGCUCAGCCGGCAGUACAUUUGAAUUUGACCCUGAAUUAACGGAGGAGGAACGCCUAAACAUUUUGAAAUAUGUGGAGAGCGAAGAGGCAGAGGGCGAUGUACUGGACGAGCAAGGUCUUAAAAAGUUAAUACUCGUGUUUGAGAAGCGUAACUUAAAGAACCAAGAAAUGCGCAUCAAGUUCUCCGACAGUCCCGAGAAGUUCAUGGAAUCAGAACUUGAUUUGCACGCAGUCAUCCAGGAACUGAAAGCGGUGGCAACAGUUCCGGAUCUCUAUCCAUUGCUAGUCGAGCUGCAUGGGCUGCACAGUCUGUUGGAGCUAUUGGCACAUCAGAACACAGAYAUUGCCGUMGCUGUUGUCGAUCUGCUGCAGGAAGUCACAGACGUCGACAUUCUGGGCGAGAGCAGCGAUGGAGCAGAGGCAUUGAUUGAGGCCCUGCGGAAAGAGCAAAUCUGUGCAUUGUUAGUUCAGAAUCUAGAGCGCCUUAACGAACAGGUCAAAGAGGAAUCUGAUGGCGUACACAAUACAUUGGCUAUUGUGGAGAAUCUAAUCGAAAUUGAGGGCGARUUUGUGCGCGAGGCGGCCACACAGGGUCURCUGGCCUGGAUACUUAAGCGGCUCAAGGGCAAGUCGCCCUUCGAUCCAAACAAAUUAUACUGCAGCGARAUAUUGUCAAUACUGAUACAAACCGAAAACGAGAAUCGUCUGCUGCUGGGGACACUAGAUGGCGUGGAUGUUUUGCURCAGCAGCUAGCUAUAUACAAACGUCACGAUCCCGCCAGCAACGAGGAGCAGGAGUACAUGUCCAAUCUGUUCAAUUGCCUCUGCUCGGCGCUGAUGGCACGAGAGAAUCGUGAUCGUUUCCUGAACGGCGAGGGUCUGCAGCUAAUGAAUCUGAUGCUGCGCGAAAAGAAAAUGUCGCGCAAYGGCUCGCUAAAGGUGCUCGAUCAUGCCAUGGCCGGUCCAGACGGGCGUGAGAACUGUAACAAAUUCGUGGAGAUUCUUGGCCUACGCACCAUAUUUCCGCUCUUUAUGAAAACGCCCAAGCGCAACAAACAGCGCCUGCUGUCCGUCGACGAGCAUGAGGAGCAUGUCUGCUCGGUGAUUGCAUCCAUGCUGCGCAACUGCAAGGGCACACAGCGCCAGCGUAUGCUGACCAAAUUCACGGAGAACGAUCACGAAAAGGUUGACCGCCUGCUGGAGCUGCAUCUCAAGUAUUUGGCCAAAGUGGAGGCCAUCGACAAAGAAAUUGAUCAGCAACCAAAGGAUGCAGCUAUAGAUGAGGAUGAGGAGACUGAGAACAAUUACAUAAAGCGUCUAACUGGUGGUCUGUUUACCCUGCAGCGCAUCGACUACAUCCUGCUGGAGGUGAGCGCCACCUCCGAAACUGUAAAACAGCGCGUUCUGCAAAUCUUAAACUUGCGCGGCGCCUCCAUGAAGACAAUUCGAAGCAUAAUGCGAGAAUACGCUGGUAAUUUGGGUGACGGCGACACGGAAUGGCGGGAACAGGAGCAGACGCAUAUACUUUCUUUAGUCGAUCGAUUCUGAUGUAAUCGUUUCCCUCUACAGUGACCAGCUCAUAUGAUAAUAUUAACUAAAUAAAAGAAUGUCCGUUGGCGAAUAU
Molecule: messenger RNA, 1837 nt
Organism: Drosophila arizonae
Lineage: Eukaryota; Metazoa; Arthropoda; Insecta; Diptera; Drosophilidae
Product: beta-catenin-like protein 1
Cellular component (GO): spliceosomal complex
Source: RefSeq, a predicted model, not a curated record